CUGGUUCCUCCAGCUGAUAUUGGCUAUACAGGGACAAUCCUAAAGGCUGCCAGUCGUGGGGGUAAAAACGUAUAUAUUGCUCCUAUUCAAGAGGAACUUGGCAAUGGCCCGGUACCACUAAGCGAUGAGUCCUUCAGAUGCAUGCCAAAAGCAAAAUGCCAGAAGUGUGGCAUAGGUGUUCCACUGCAACUUCUGUCAGAACACCUAAAAUCCUGUCCUCCUUUGGAAACUCCCAGUGAAAGUACUAUGGUGAAUUUAGAUGGUGAUGAACCUACAGAGAAGGAAUCACCAUUGCCGCAGUGUCCUGUCUGCACAGAUAUGUUUCCCUCUGACAUCAUUGAGCUGCAUGCCUCUUCAUGUGGAGAAAGUAGCUCACGAAAUGAAAAGGGGCAUGAAGAUACAGUAAUUGAGGAAGGGCUAGCAGAUAUGCCAGGACCAUCUGGAACUACUUGUGAAGUCAGGGAUGGCUGGUUAACUGUUUUGGACUCUUCAAAGGCCAUAUACGAAUGUGCAAAGAACGCUUUGGACAUGCAUGAAAUGGAGAGCCCAUUACGUCUCACAAUGGACAUCAGACAAAGUGUAGCUGAUCAGGACAUGGCCCUCAUCUCAUUCUACAAGCGAGCCAAUGUUGAAUGGGCACGUCCUUUGGAGUGCAGGCUUGAGGCUAAAAGUCAUUCAGGUCCCCAGUUCAAUUGCAUUGGGUACUUUGGCAAGUUCAAAAGCCCAUUGCAGCUCAAAAGCAAACCCUUCUGA
Molecule: messenger RNA, 753 nt
Organism: Paramormyrops kingsleyae
Lineage: Eukaryota; Metazoa; Chordata; Actinopteri; Osteoglossiformes; Mormyridae
Source: RefSeq, a predicted model, not a curated record